Messenger RNA from Cylicocyclus nassatus, 453 nucleotides. NCBI's taxonomy places the organism in Eukaryota, Metazoa, Nematoda, Chromadorea, Rhabditida, Strongylidae. The record is from the annotation of a GenBank genome assembly.
AUGGACAACGCGCCGUACCACACCCGGCAACUGGAGAAGAUCCCCAAGAUGUCGUCCACCAAGGCGGAGAUUAGGGACUAUCCCGAAAGGAAAGCAGUGGAAGUGAGUACAUCUGCUACAAAAGCGAAGCUGUUGGAGGAGCUGAACAACUUCGUGGAGUCGAGGGGUGGAUACUCUGCGUUAUGUAGCUACGCUACAGAGCAGAUUUGCAAUGGAUUUGGGGUCAGAGCGAGAACCGUGCAGUGGCUAGCGGAGGUAGCGGAUUCAGCGAGCGCCUGGUUUAGAGAGGCGCGCAGGAAAGAAGCAGAAGCCUGGGAAAAGCAGAUGGCGGAUAAUGAGAAAGGAGACGGGUCUUCUACAUCAAGCUGCUCCUCAUGCGAAGGCGAAUACGAGUCAGAAGACUUAUUCUCUGACGUGUCCGAUUCAGAAGACAUAGUUUUGGAAUCCGAGUAA